CACGCCGCCAUCGAGCUUCAUCGUCUUCGGUCCAUCCCAAAGCCACGACGGGUGAGCUCACAGGACGCUGCAACAGACGACGGAUCGAUCGCACAUCCCACCACCUCGAUACUUCUAUCCGCAGAAGCGAGCGCAUCCCAUCCGCCCAAUUGCCCAGAGACGCUUUCAGGAAGGCCCCGACGCAAGUCCAAGGGAAGCGCAGGAGUCUCGUCGUCCGCAAUCCAUGCCGGCAACGCCCCGAAGAGUUGAAGAACAAAGCGGAGCAUCACAUACCUCCGAUCUGCUCUCGGCUAGCUCAAUACCAGGUACAUCCAACCAUUACAAGGCUCAACCUGUUGCGUAUCCUGGUGACUCUGCCGUGAAGGCGGAGUCAUCCAGGGCGGGAAGAGGCAACGGGGUGGAGGGCUUGAGCAAUGGCAAUGGCGGUAGCGGCAGCUCCAAUGGCGAGGCCAAUGGUAUCGCUGGCCCGAAUGUACAGAGCAGCGAACCUGCGGAUCGCAAGCCCAUGACUUCAUCUUCUGCAUCUGCAAAUGGCAGCCUCAUGCCCUUGAAUGCUUCUUCCCCGUCUAAAUCUAACGGCCACUUGUCUCCUCCCGCUUCCGAUCCAACGUUUAUGCGACCUCCUCUCUCUCUCAAGGCCCAAGGCAAGGUCAAAGCGGUAGAAGCUCCUGCUGUGGUCACAAAGACAAGCAGGUCUACCAGUCCACCGAUCCCUGGUAGCGGGGUGAAGCUGUCUCACUCUCAGAUGUUCAGAGCUUCCUCUCCACCGCGGACAGGACAUGACAAGAGAGGCGGAAUAUUGUUGGACGGUUUGAAAUCAGAGCUGAAUCAAGAGGAUGGAGGUCUCAUACCUUUGGCAGCAGUGAUAGAUCGGGUCGCGAGCGAUGCAUACGAGACACUGCAGAACCUUGGUGAAACAAUGACUUCUUUGCCCUCUGGCGCUCGACGAGUACGCAUCUUCAACACCGCCCUUGACCUACGGAGGCAAUUGAUCAAGCUAUACGUUCUCACGAAAUGGGCAAAGGGAGCAAAACAUCUCCAGCAUAUCACCAAUGUACUCGGGCUGACCCACGAGCAGUCAUUCCAGACAGUUGAUGCUAGGGACCACAUCAAAGAGACCAGGAGCUUGCUACCCAAUGCUCGUGGUAGGAAUCAUGACAUUGUCACUGCAAUUGAUGUCCUAUCUGCUGGAGAGCCUCAAAGGUUGCCAAAGUCCAUUGCCACGGAGGCAAUCCCUCCAGAGCCUCUCUCUGAUAGCGAAGCGCGGACCAUUGUCAAGGAGCUCGACACAACCUUACACAAGCGCUUGACAGGCUACGAGAUUCUACCGCUAGCGUUACAGCCGGCGCUUGAGGCCUCCUUCAAGAUCUCCAAUGGUCGGGUCGAACUUGCUGCACCGAACCUCUUCUCGAUGUCAUUGACGCUUUCAGGGGAGCAGCAGGAUGAUCGGUGGUAUUUGCUCUCGAUCAGGUUCGAUUAUGAUGUCACAGGGGAAGGGAAAGAAAGGUUUCCGAAUGAUCUGUGGGAGUCCCAAAGGGAGGCCUUCAUUGCCCAAGCGAACGCGGUCCUGGAGCCCAGGAACAAUCUUGAGCAGGAGGCGAUAGCAGACACCCCUCCAGAUCUGCAAGCACGAGCACAAGAGGCGCCUAUAAUUAGGCUGUACAACUUCCUUCGGUCACAAGCUCUCGAAUAUCAGCUCGAUAUCCUUGCCUAUCAAUUCUCGGAGCUCGCGCGACUGAAGUGGAGAGGCAGCAUCACAUGGCAAUGGGAGCAACGCGUUCUCAUCGUCAAGUAUUGGACACCUACGUUGCCUGUCGCGGGCGGCAAGAGUGACCAUGCCAACAAAUGGAAUCCUUUGAGAGGGGGUAUCAUCAGGCUUCGCGUCCAGGACGAGGCGCUGCAUUCCGCCAGCGACGGCGUUCUGGCCUCACUGUCCAUGAGAGAAGACAGUGCCAUCGAUGAAGUAGAUGGCAAGGAUGCUGAACUGCACAGCGAUGACAGAGAAAAACAGCUUAGGCUUACCUUGAGCUGGGAGCUCGACAAGAAACUUGCCACCCAGACGAACUUCCGUAGUGAUGUACGAGCGGAAGUCAAUGCUCAGGCCCUAGAUGCCAAUGCCUUGUUGGAUGAUGUGACCGCAAAGCAUGCAGCGUUGUCCAUCAAGGCUAUCAAGGAACGGCUCAGCAACAGCAAGGCCCUGAACAAGACGAUGAUGUCUUCCCCAGGCGCAAUUGUCGAGGAGAGCGACGCGAGCGGUGCUGCGCUCGUCGUCAGACUCCACGAGACGAUCUCCAUCCGCAUCAGAUUGGAAGCGAAGUCCGGACAAAUUUCCCUGACCCAGCUGAACAGCUCACGCAAGCACGUUGGGUCGUCCUCAACGACUCAAAGCGUCGGGAGUCUUCUGGCCUCCUUUUCCGGUUCACCCUCAAUCGCCCGUCUGAAAGACGCCACGAGACUACUCAAUGUAGCUCCAGAGGCAAUCGUCGAAGUUCUCCUGCGUCUUCGAACAGCGGCAGUCUGCGAUGACCUGGAAGCAAAAGCAGGGAGAGUGGGAUUGGGAUGCCUUCGCCGGCUCAAUCUGGGCCAAGAAGAAUAUGGCAAAUUCGGCAUCAGCCAGCCUAGCAGUCUGCUCUUCCUACCUUUGCCACAGUGCCCUACAUUCUACCUGGUCAGCGUCGUCAGGGAAGAGGGUGUCCGCGUAGCGCUCACCAGUGCUAUGCCGGUGAUGUACGGGGAUGGUACUUUCGGCUCUUCGCUGUCUGUUCAGAGUCUCCAGUGGCUGGAUGCGUCAAGGCUCACAGACAGAGCGACUUCAUCCACGCAAAAUUUCCUCGGCAAGAGGAGAAGAGGUCAGCAUACAUCAGGCUCUCUGUCAGGGCUGGGAACGCAUAGCACUUCUGCUGCUUCCGUGACCAACCUGGAUAGCUCGGAUCUUGCCCGCUUGCAUUCGUAUGCGACGGCUCUUACGCUUUCUCUACAGAUCGAAUCGCAGCUGCAAAUGAGGAGUAUUCCUUUCGCCUACAUACCUCCAAACAGACAACGAAGUAGUCCAGAAUCUCUCGAGCUCACAAAGUCUGACGACGAGUAUCAGCGAGGGCAAGCCCUUGUGCCCGCGAUCACGCUUCGAGCGGCGGACCUAUUCGGCUCCUCUGCUUCGCCUCUGCUCAGACGAAGUGUUGUUCUCAAGAUCCGCGACUAUUGGAACCCCAAACGCAGCAGCCUCGGUCUCGUGACAAAGUUGAAGUUUAAUGCGAGCCUCGGCACCAAUCAAAUCUCAGGGAGCGAAUCGGCAGCGCAGUCAGGUCUUCAAGGUGCUCCUCCUACCGCUGUGCUCAACACUCGGACGUCGACAAUAUCGUUCCAGGCGCAAAAUCUUUCCCAGGCCAUCGACAUCUUCCGCUUCGAGUGGAAUCGCAUUGCCAGGAUCGUCUCGCUCGCUGCCUACCUCUCAAAAGCGCCCUCCCUUGCAAGCUUGAAGACAUUCACUUUAUCGCAAGUCAAAUUUACCUACACCGGGCAGGACGGCCAGGAGUUGAUGGGCGAGGUGACUUGGGAAAGCGAGCAAGCCGUACCGGGCCAUUGCCUUGCCUUUAGCUCUUCCCCAAUCACUGCACAAGGCAAUCCGCACGCGCUCAUCUCGCGACACCUUGAAAGGCUGCUCAAUGCCUCUAGCACGCCUCCGGACUGGUCAGCCUUCUUCACACUGUUGAGACAAACACUGCCGAUCCUGACUCUGGUACAAGGAUACCUUGUCGAGGACGAGGCUGCUAUGGAGGACGAAGGCAAACCCGAUAUGGAAUUGAUCAACGCCACGAGGUACCAGGUCAUCUUGGUGGAGAAGUACACGCUGGACGUACGGCUCGCAAAGGACGGAAGAGCCUGCAUCAGUGAUGGCGUAGAGUCCAGCUCCUCUGAGGCCCCUCGAGCUGGCGAAGCUGAAAGUGGGACCGGAAUUGGACCUCGAGAAGGAUCCUGGACGCACCCGAUCCCACAAUUGGCGCAGAUCAUGGGUCGGUUCGCGGAAGAAGGCGCUCUUGUCUUUGGGAGUACGAUGCUCCUACCUGCGGACAAGACUAGUCUGCUCUCCGCGUUGAUAGAGCAGGUCAAUGAGGCCGUCUUGGUAGAAGAGGGCCUGAAGUGAAGUGAAGAGGCAGCUUUGGAGGACCGCAAAGCCUUCUCUUCUUGUACGAUCGAUCGCCGUUUUUGCUUUCUUGUACGAGGGCUGAUGACAGCCUUGUCACCCCCUCGGAUGCCUCGCGCUCGAUGGAGGGCAAAAGUCAUAGUAGAUGCCUGUUUAAGUCACACUUUCAAUCGUCCUUGUGGCUACCAUACGUGAAUGCUGGAGAAGCGAG
Molecule: messenger RNA, 4352 nt
Organism: Microstroma glucosiphilum
Lineage: Eukaryota; Fungi; Basidiomycota; Exobasidiomycetes; Microstromatales; Microstromataceae
Product: MED14-domain-containing protein
Exons: 2
Coding region: 224-4141 (1305 amino acids)
Biological process (GO): regulation of transcription by RNA polymerase II
Cellular component (GO): core mediator complex; mediator complex
Molecular function (GO): transcription coregulator activity
Source: RefSeq, a predicted model, not a curated record